Messenger RNA from Thunnus maccoyii (southern bluefin tuna), 2486 nucleotides. RefSeq names its product protocadherin beta-16-like. The transcript has a single exon. Bases 1 to 2430 code for a protein of 809 amino acids. Gene Ontology annotation, cellular component: plasma membrane. Lineage: Eukaryota; Metazoa; Chordata; Actinopteri; Scombriformes; Scombridae. Gene Ontology annotation, molecular function: calcium ion binding. The record is from RefSeq and is a predicted model, not a curated record. Gene Ontology annotation, biological process: homophilic cell-cell adhesion.
AUGUCGGACAGAGCAAUGAGACGGCAAGUACUAUUGUUCAUCUCGAUGUUUUCCCUCAGCUCAGUGCUCGGGCAGAUCACCUACUCCAUACCCGAAGAAAUGUCAAGAGGCUCUUUCGUUGGUAACAUAGCGCAGGAUUUAGGGCUAGACGUCAAAAGACUGAGGUCAGGUAAAGCUCGCAUAUAUACAGAGGACAAUGCAGAAUACAUCGAGUUGAAUAAAGAAAGAGGAGUCCUGCUUGUUAAAGAGAGAAUCGACAGAGAGGCGCUCUGCGGACAGACAACACCUUGCGCUUUACAUCUUCAAAUUACAUUGGAGGAUCCUAUUGAAUUCUAUACAGUUACAGUCGAAAUUAAUGACAUUAACGAUAAUGCACCCAGCUUUAAAAAGGAUGAGAUGAAAUUUAGGAUUAGUGAGUCGGCUGUGAUUGGUGCAAAAUUUGUGCUAGAAAGAGCUAUGGAUCUAGAUGUUGGUGUGAACGGAUUGCAGGGUUAUUCGUUAAAGCCUACAGAUAACUUUCAUCUAAAACUACAAAAUCAGCAAGAUGGGGGUAAGAAGGUGGAGAUGGUUUUGCAAAAACAUCUGGAUAGAGAGGCGCAAGAGGACCUGUCUUUAACACUUACAGCUACUGAUGGUGGUGAUCCACAGCUGUCGGGAACAAUGCGAAUAGAGAUUUCAGUGCUAGAUGCUAAUGACAAUGCCCCAGUAUUUAUGCAGGAAGUAUAUAAGGUUACUAUAAUGGAGACUGCUCCAAAGGGCACGAUUUUGAGUACCGUUAGUGCUGCGGAUGCAGAUCAAGGUUCAAAUGGAAAAGUGUCAUAUUCAAUAACAAACACGCAGGAUGAUGUCCCUGUUUUGUUUCAAAUCGACGAACAAAAUGGUGUGGUAGCUUUAACUGGAAACCUGGAUUAUGAAAAGGCACAGCACUACGAAAUACACGUACAAGCUAGUGAUGAUGGAGGACUAACAGAUUCUUGUAAGAUUAUUGUUGAGGUGACCGAUACUAACGAUAAUCCACCUUCUAUUAAUAUUAUGUCUAAAACUAAUUCAAUAUCAGAAAAAUCUACGCCAGGAACUGUGGUAACUAUAUUUAAUGUUCAAGAUCCAGACUCUGGAGAAAAUGGCAAAGUCUCAUGUAAUAUCGAAGAACACAAGCCAUUUGUGAUGAAAACAACGUCGAAAAAAUUCUUUAGCUUAGUAACAGACAGUGAUUUAGACAGAGAGAUAGCCUCUGAGUAUAAUAUAACUGUGACCUGCUCUGAUGAGGGAGUGCCGUCCCUCUCCAGCAGCGUCACUCUCACCUUACAGAUCUCUGAUGUGAAUGAUAAUGCGCCUGUCUUUGAGAGGAGCUCAUAUGAGGCCUACAUUGUGGAAAACAACGCACCAGGCCUCUCUAUAUUCACAGUGAAAGCCAGAGAUGCUGACUGGAACCAGAAUGCCCGUGUUUCUUACAUACUGGAGGAGGACUCUGUUAACGGAGUGCCAGUCUCCUCAUAUGUGUCCGUUAGUGCUGAUAGUGGAGUCAUCCAUGCAGUUCGCUCUUUUGACUAUGAGCAGAUCAAAGAUUUCCAGUUCCGUGUCAAAGCGCAAGAUGGAGGUUCCCCUCCACUCAGUAGCAAUGUGACUGUGAAAAUAUUGAUCCAAGACCAGAAUGACAACCCCCCUCAGGUUCUGUACCCAGUCCAGACAGGUGGCUCUCUGGUGGCUGAAAUGGUGCCUCGUUCAGCAGAUGUGGGCUAUCUGGUCACUAAAGUGGUGGCUGUUGAUGUGGACUCUGGACAGAAUGCCUGGCUCUCCUAUAAACUGCAGAAAGCCACAGACAGGGCGCUGUUUGAAGUGGGCUUACAGAAUGGAGAAAUAAGAACUAUCCGCCAGGUGACUGAUAAAGAUGCUGUGAAACAAAGACUGACUGUUAUAGUGGAGGACAACGGGCAGCCCUCUCGUUCAGCUACAGUCAUUGUUAACGUGGCGGUGGCGGACAGCUUCCCUGAAGUGCUGUCAGAGUUCACUGACUUUACACACGACAAGGAGUACAAUGACAACCUGACUUUUUACUUAGUGUUGGCUCUGGCUGUAGUUUCCUUCCUCUUCAUCACGUGUUUAGUGGUUAUUAUAUCAGUGAAAAUCUACAGAUGGAGACAGUCUCGCAUCCUGUAUCACUCCAAUCUCCCUGUGAUUCCAUAUUAUCCACCACGUUACUCAGACACUUUGGGGACAGGGACUCUCCAACACGUGUAUAAUUACGAGGUGUGCAGGACGACUGACUCCAGAAAGAGUGACUGUAAGUUCGGCAGAGCUGGUAGUCAGAACGUGCUGAUAAUGGACCCCAGUUCUACAGGGACGAUGCAGCGGAUACAGAAUGAAAAGAGCAUCCUGGAUGAACCAGACUCUCCUCUAGAGGUUAGAAAUCUGCAACAAUCAAAUGUUUAAUUUGAAUGCAAUAUACUGUAUAUAGUGGUCAACGUUUUAUAUGCUACAACGUUCCC